GUAAGCAGCAGACGACAAGUGACGUGGUUGAAGAUCUACAGUUUUGUCUCCGUCUGUUGCACAGUGUAAUUCCUCUACACGGGGAAUUCUUUCACUGCCGGGAGGUGGUCUUUACUUCAACUCAACACACAAACACACACGUAUUUUCCAUACCAGCUAUACACACUCUCAUCUUUCUCUCUCUGGUUCUCUCUUUCUCUCUCUGGUUCUCUCUUUCUCUUUCUCUCUCUCACAUACACACGCACACACACACACGUACACACACACACAUACAUACACACACACACACACACACACACACACACACACACACGCGAUUACAUUCACAUACGCGCCUCACACACCUACCUGUCUACUAACCACUCCAUAUCCAUUUACCUAUCUAUCUACCUGUGUGUCCGUCUAUCUAUCUAUCCAUCCAUCCAUCCAUUCAUCCAUCCAUCCAUCUAUCUAUCUAUCUAUCUAUCUAUCUAUCUAUCUAUCUAUCUAUCUAUCUCAUCGUCGUUUCUGUUUUAGAAUACUUUUCUAUCUCACAAUCUUCCGCUCUCUCUCACUCACUUCUCCCUCUCUCUCACUCUCUCUCUGUAUAUAUAUAUAUAUAUAUAUAUCCCUCUUCCUGGUUGACCGCUAACUUUCUCUAUAUCUUUCUUUCUUACUUUCUUCCUUCCUUUCUUUUUUCAUUCAUUCAUUCAUUCAUUCAUUUUUUCUUCUUUCACACAUUUCCCAUCGUCUGAUCGCUCCCCUAUCUCUCUUUUUCCCCUUCUUUUCUACCCAUCUUUCAUCUUUCUGCUGCAUCUCCUCUUCAUCUUUCUCUCCUCUCAAUUUCUUCUAAAACUCUCUCUCUGUCUCUCUCUCUCUCAUUCUCCAUCUCUCUCUCAUUCACCAUUCCUCUCUCUUUCACUCUCGUUCCCAUUUUCCACCUUCUUCGUUCUCUAUCUUAUCUUCUCUAUCUCUUUCUUUUAUCUCUCAACUUCGAUUUCAUUUCCUCACCAGUUCUUACAAACCAUCCUCACAACGGGAAGUAUACACGCAAACACACAUAAACAAAUCACGCAUACAUAUAUGCACACGCACGCACACACACACACACACACAUAUACACACGUAUAAAAAUAUAAACAUAACUCAAACGUUUACACACACACACACACACACACAAGUACAAUGCUUUACAAUAGUACAACAGAAACACGCGAACAAACAUAUUUAUAAAUAUUAAACAAUAUAUACAUACACACACACACAUAUAUAUAUACACACACACAUACCUUACAUCACAGUUGAACAAUACACAAAGCAUACGGUGACAAUCUUAAACGGUCUCGUCUCACGGGAAACACACACACACACACACACACACACACACACACAUAUACACACACCUACACGCGCAUUCAUAAAUACAUAAACAAACCCAUACAGACAAAGAAACACAAAUACACACACACACACAUAUAUUUGUGUAUAUAUAUUUGUAUAUACAUAUAUAUAUAUAUAUAUAUAAAGUAAAACAAACACAUUUUUCUUACUCCUCCCUCUCUCUCUCUCUCUCUCUCACACAUACACACACACACACAUACACAUAUACACGCAGUGGUUCUAAAGACGGACAUAUAUUCACAUCACAAAUAUACACAGGUAUUCGCCGUCUUCUCUCUCUCUCUCUCUCUCUCUCUCUCUCUCUCUCGCUCUCUCUCUCUCAAUCUUUCUCUCUCUCUUAAACAUACACACAGACAUAAAUACACUCGUAUAAACACUCUCACACACAUAUAUACAUACACACUCUUAAAUGCACACACAUACACACAUACAUACACACAUACACAUAUAUAAACAAAAAUAAAUACAAUUGCUGUGAAUUCUUCUGCCUUUCUCAGACAACACACGGAUAAACGCGCUGUACAAGUGCUGAUAUACGGAUAUAUACAUAUAUAUAGAUAUAUAUAUAUCUAUAUAUAUAUAUUUGUAUAUAUACAUAUGUACAUAUAAACAGAAAGAUGUAUAUAAGAUAAAAACAAACAAGACAGCGGAACAGAAUUAAGGAAGAGUGGAAAAUCGAGGUGACAAUCGCUUGGUGAUUUUUUCCUUUUGGCUUCGAGACAUUUCCGAAAUAAGUUUUCAACCUCCAGAGGUGAAGCUAUCAUGCAUAUUCUAUCGUCACUCCUUGUCCUGUUGGCCAGUUUACACCACAUCUCUUCUCAAGACUGUCAGACACUACGCUCUGAAAUCAACGUCAACAAAUAUGUCAACACCGUCUACCGUGGACGACACGUCGAGGUACGGUGCACGGGUCGCCUGGCUUUGAAUAAAUGCGAAGGAACUUGUUGGUCCUAUGAAUCACCGAGUGUUACAGACCCACGUGGAUUUAAAAAGAAAUGUAAUUGUUGUCGGGAAAAGAAACUCGUGUCACGCAAAAUUGUCUUGGAUGAAUGUUACGAGUCUGUGACAGGGACUUACCUUCACGGCUUGUACCCAACCAUUUCCAUCAAAGAACCCAUACAAUGCGUUUGCAGAGAAUGUGCCAGUUUCAUUUGAGUCAGGCUCACAGCAACACCAGCAACAUCAUCAACAGCAACAACAAUAACAACAACAGCAGCAACAACAAAUACACAACAGUUACCACAACAAUAACAAGAGCAACAAAAUCGAUGACGAUGACAACAACGACAGUGAAGGUGAAAGCAGAUAACGAUGACGUCAGAAGCGAAAAGGCUGAAGAUGGUUAGGGUUGGUGGAAGUGGUGGUGGCGAAGGCAGUGCCGUUGGUAGUAGUUCUAAAGAAGACUAUUGCGAUGAUGAUAAUGACGAUUAUGAUGAUUAAUGACCACACGACGAUGACGACUACGAUGACAAAGAUAGCUACGGGCUGAUAAACUGAUCUCCAAACUUUCGUUUUAUUUGUUUCGUUUUUCUUCUUUUUUUUUGUUUCCUUGUUAUUUUAUGUUUUGUUGAUUUCUGAAUAAAAACAAAAAUAAAAAAAAAUUUAAAUUACACACGAAAGAAUGAAAAAAAAUAAAAAAAAAAUGAAAGAAUUCAAGAAUGCAAA
Messenger RNA from Octopus bimaculoides (California two-spot octopus), 3045 nucleotides. Its product is annotated as partner of bursicon-like. NCBI's taxonomy places the organism in Eukaryota, Metazoa, Mollusca, Cephalopoda, Octopoda, Octopodidae. Gene Ontology annotation, cellular component: extracellular region; bursicon neuropeptide hormone complex. The record is from RefSeq and is a predicted model, not a curated record. Gene Ontology annotation, biological process: G protein-coupled receptor signaling pathway. Gene Ontology annotation, molecular function: G protein-coupled receptor binding; neuropeptide hormone activity.